Trichechus manatus latirostris (Florida manatee) is the source of this 5680-nucleotide messenger RNA. RefSeq names its product zinc finger protein 420-like. Gene Ontology annotation, molecular function: DNA-binding transcription factor activity, RNA polymerase II-specific; RNA polymerase II cis-regulatory region sequence-specific DNA binding. The transcript has 7 exons. Gene Ontology annotation, biological process: regulation of transcription by RNA polymerase II. The record is from RefSeq and is a predicted model, not a curated record. Lineage: Eukaryota; Metazoa; Chordata; Mammalia; Sirenia; Trichechidae.
AUUCAGGUCUCACUUCAAAUAUCACUUUCUCAGAGUACCCCUCCUAUCCCCCCCCCAAAUUUCUCCAACUCAUUUCUUGGUUUAAAUGUCAUUGCAUUUUCAGAAUGUGGUAAAUACAGUUUAGGUUGACAUUAACCUUAAUCAUAUAAAUACAACCAAAUUGAAUUAUUACCUUUACUUUAAUCUACUCUAUUUGCCUAUGUCACAGGUUUCCAGCUAACAAAAAGCCGGCAGGCUCUGUGUUGUGGUGAUGGCAACGUUCACCCCUCUCUGCUUGUUGGUCACUUACGGUUCUGGGGAGUCCACUAGAGCUGUGAUGUCCACUUGGCUGGUGUGGCUAUUUCAAUUAAAAUUAAUUAAACCAAAAGAAAAAAUUGAGUUCCUUAGUUACAUUAGUCACACGUUAAGUGCUGAAUAGCCACAUGGGGCUAGUGGCUAUCCUAUUGGACUGUGCAGAAGCUGAACAUGUUUGUGUUCAGAGUAAGUUCUACUGGAUAGUGCUGGUCAAGAGUAUAUACAAGAGGUGAUCAUCUGUGUGCAUCCUCAGUGAUAAGUGUCAUAAGCCAGAAGGAGCAAAAACCAAAAUACAGGGUUUCUGCCCGUAGAUUUACUGCCUAGUAUGGGAGACAGUUUUAAAUAAAUAAUGAAAAAUCAGGGACAUCUGAUUUUAAUAAAAAGUACCUGAGAGUUUAGACUGCUUGAAAGGAAAAAUUACUUAAGAUAAAAAAAUUAGAUUUAGGUGCAUACAUGGUUGAGCACGGCUGAUAGCAUGUGGGAUAGGUGGGAGUGGAAAGAGCAUUUCAGAAAAAAAUGACUGUGUAAAUCCCUGAGGCAGCAGAGAACCCUGCGUCCAUUUCUUGAUAAAAGUCAGAGAUGAUAGAAACAGAGAAAAUAGUGUGGAUUGGGGGCAGAGGAGUUGUCAUGAGCCAGAUUGAAGGAGGUGAUGGCAGCAGGUCGUUUAGAACAUGGUGACCACUCUAGGCUUUUCGAAGGCUAGCAGACAGCCACUGACGGGGAUUAAGCAGAGAUGAGUAGGAGUAUAUCUCUGAUUUAAAACAACACUUCAGUUCCUGUACUGCAAAUAGAAUUUGGAAAUGACAACUGAUUGGAUGACGUCAGGCAGGAGCUUCUUAUGAACAAGUUAAGGACGACUGUGAGGUAGCCUAGACAUUGUGAUUAGUUGUGGAUCAGGAAGAUACUGGGUGAUAUAAUGUAGAUGGUUGAAGGGGCAUCAGUUGAUAGAAUGUUCUUUCUUUGAAUUUCAGGUUAUAGAGCAGUGAACGCUUCUCAAAGUGGAAUGUUGAUGUGAAUAACCCAGAGAUCUUGUUAAAAUGCAGAAUUUGAUUCAGCAAGUCUGGGAAGGGAUUGAAAUUUUACGUACCAGACAUGCUCGUAGUGUAUGCUGAAAAUAGUCCCAGGUGUAACACAGGGAGAACUAUUCCAGUCUAGGCAGCUGGGGACCUAGGGUGACCAUCUUGCAUAUCUUUGCAAUCAAGUAAGGAUUUCAACUGCUGUGAUUGGUGUGUGGACCAAACAUUAUUUAUCUGUCUCCAGACUGCCCAGUGGCUCUGCUUCCACUCCCAUCCCUCUUACUGAAGUGGCUUUUUGGGCUCAGAGAGGACAUUCACUUAGACUUCUAGAAGGUGGAGCAAGGACAUGGACUCAGUGGUCAUUGAGGAUGUGGCUGUGGAGUUUACCCAGGAAGAGUGGGCUUUACUGGAUCUUGCUCAGAGGAAACUCUACAAAGAUGUGAUGAUGGAAACCUUCAGAAACUUGGCCUCAAUAGUUUCUCAAAACCUUAAUGAUGGAGAAAAGUUAUCCAGUGAAUAUUUAAUAGUGGAACUCAUGAAGAAUGACACCUCGUUCUCCAUAUUAGGAGAAAUCUGCAAAUUGCAUGACAUUGAAGAUCAGCAUAAAAAUCAGGGGAGACAUAAGGGAAGGCAUAUUGUAAAGAACCUCUUUGAAAACAAUGAAGAAAAUCAAGGUGGAAAAACCUUCAGACAGAUCCCAAAUCUUGCCGUGUUCAAAAGAACUCCUACUGUUGUAAAUUCUUCUGAGUGCCGUGAGUGUGGAAAAUCCUUCAUUGAUCACUCAUCACUGAAGCAUCAUAUCGGAUUUCACUCUGGUUGCAAUACUUACCAGUAUAAGAAAUGUGCAGAAACCUGCAGUUGUUCCUCUGACCCAAGCAUUCCUAUAAGUACUCUUACUGAAGAGAAACCCUAUAAAUGUAAGGUGACAACACUCACUGGAGAGAAACCGUAUGAAUGUAACAAGUGUGGGGAAGAUUUCUGUAGUUUCUCAUCCUUUUGGACACAUAUGAGAGGUUGUAAGUGUGAAUGUAAAGAACAAUGGAAAACCCAUGCCUCAUCACACCUUUUACAAAAAAAAUUUCAUAGUGGAGAUAGGCCUUAUAAAUGUGAAAAAUGUGGGGAAAUCUUCAGUCAUUCCUUAUCCCUAACUAUACAUAUAGGAACUCACAGUAGAGAGAGGCAUUGUGAAUGUAAGCACUGUGGAAAAGCCUUUAAUAAUUCCUCAGCCCUCACUACACAUUUAAGAACUCACAGUAUAGAGAAGCCUUACGAGUGUCAGGAAUGUGGGAAAACCUUUGGCUAUUACUCAUCCCUCACUGUACAUGUAAGAGUUCACACUGGAGAGAAGCCUUAUGUAUGUAAGGACUGUGGGAAAGCUUUUACUCGUUCCUCCUGCCUCACUAGACAUGUAAGAUCUCACAGUGGAGAGAGGCCUUACAAGUGUAAGGUAUGUGGGAAAGCCUUUAGAGAUUACUCAUCCCUCAUUCAGCAUAUAAGAACUCAGAGUGGAGAGAGGCCUUAUGAAUGUAAGGAAUGUGGGAAAGUCUUUAGUCGUUCUUCAUUCCUUGCUACACAUAUACGAACUCACAGUGGAGAGAGGCCUUAUGAAUGUAAGGAAUGUGGGAAAACAUUUAGUUCUUCCUCAUCCUUCUGUAAUCAUAUAAGAACUCACCGUGGAGAGAGGCCUUAUGAAUGUAAGGAAUGUGGGAAAGCCUUUAGUCGUUCCUCACACCUCACUAGACAUUUAAUGACUCACAGUGGAGAGAGACCUUACAAAUGUAAGGAAUGUGGGAAAGCUUUUAUAGAUUACUCAUCUCUCAUUUACCAUAUAAGAACUCACAGUGGAGAGAGGCCUUGUGAAUGUAAGGAAUGUGGAAAAGCCUUUACUAGUGUCUCAUCUCUCAAUAGGCAUGUAAGAACUCACAGUGUUGAUAAUCCUUAUAAAUGUGAGGAAUGUGGGAAAUCCUUUAGAGCUUACUCAUCCCUCACUAGACAUAUAAGAACUCACAGUGGAGAGAAGACUUAUUAAUGUAAGAAAAGUGAGAAAGCCUUUACUAGUUUCUCAUUUCUCACUACACAUAUAAGAACUCACAGUUGAAAGAAGCCUUAUGAAUGUAAGGAAUGUGGGAAAGCCUUUAGCCGUUUCUCCCACUUUAUUAGACACGUAAGAAUUCACAGUGGAGAGAGAACUUAUGAAUGUAAGGAAUGUGGGAAAGCCUUUAGUCAUUCCUCCCACCUCACUGAACAUAUAAGAACUCUCAGUAGAGAGAGGCCUUACGAAUGUAAGGAAUGUGGGAAAGCAUUUAGUUCUUCCUCAUCCUUCACUAAACAUGUAAGAACUCACAGUGGAGAGAGGCCUUAUGAAUGUAAGGAAUGUGGGAAAGCCUUUAGCCAGGUUUCAGAUCUCACUAGACAUAUAAGAGCUCAUAGUGGAGAGAAGCCUUAUGAAUGUAAGGAAUGUGGGAAAGCCUUUAGCUAUCUCUCAAACCUCACUAGACAUAUAAGAACUCACAGUGGAGAGAGGCCUUAUGAAUGUAAGGAAUGUGGGAAAGCCUUUAGUCGUUCCUCAUUCCUUGCUACACAUAUACGAACUCACAGUGGAGAGAGGCCUUAUGAAUGUAAGGAAUGUGGGAAAGCAUUUAGUUCUUCUUCAUCCUUCCGUAAUCAUAUAAGAACUCACAGUGGAGAGAGACCUUAUGAAUGUAAGGAAUGUGGGAAAGCCUUUAGUCAGGUUUCAUAUCUCACUAGACACGUAACUGCUCACAGUGGAGAGAAGCCUUAUGAAUGUAAGGAAUGCGGGAAAGCCUUUAGUCAGUGUUCACAACUCACUAGACAUAAAAGAGCUCACAGUGGACACAGACCUUAUGAAUGUAAGGUAUGUGGGAAAGCUUUUAGUCAGUCCUCACACCUCACUAGCCAUAUAAGAACACACAGUGGAGACAGACCUUACGAAUGUAAGGAAUGUGGGAAAUCCUUUAGUCAGUGUUCACAACUCACUAGACAUGAAAGAGCUCACAGUGGAGACAGGCCUUAUGAAUGUAAGGUAUGUGGGAAAUCUUUUAUUCAGUCUUCACACCUCACUAGCCAUAUAAGAACACACAGUGGAGACAGGCCAUAUGAGUGUAAGGAAUGUGGGAAAACUUUUAGUCAGUCUUCACAUCUCACUAGCCAUAUAAGAACGCACAGUGGAGACAGGCCUUAUGAGUGUAAGGAAUGUGGGAAGUCCUUUAGUGAUUACUCAUCCAUCACUAGACAUAUAAGAACUCACAGUGGAGAGAGACCUUAUGAAUGUCGGGAGUGUGCAAAAGCCUUUCGUUCUUCCUCAUCUCUCCGUAAACAUGUUAGAACUCACAAUGGAGAUAGGCUUUAUGAUAGAAAUGUGGGAAAGCCUUUAGUCAGUCGUCGUCCCUCACUAACUAUAGAUUAGUUCACAGUAUAGAGAAGCCUUAUGAGUAUUAAGAAUGCUAGAAGGCCUUAGUCCUCAUACGUUACUAACCAUAUAAGAAUAGUGAAAAGUGGAGAGAAGCCUUAUGAAUGUAAGGAAUGUGGGAAAGUCUUUGCUAUUCGUUUUUACCUCAAGGAAUACAAAAGAAGCUCUAGUGGAAAAAAAUUUACGUAAAGAGUGUGUAAAGUGUAGUUAUUCCUCAUGCCUCACUAAACAAGGGCUCACAGUGGCUAGAAGCCUUAAUGAAUGUAAGGAAUAUGAGAAAGCCUUUAAUUAUUCCCCAUUUUUCAGUAAAAUAAGAACUCACAGUAGAGAGAUGUCUUAUUCAAGAAACGAAGGAACACUUUAGUUUUCGCUCACCCUUUUGAUAACAUGUGAGAAGGUACGCUACAAGGAAACAGUAUGUGUGUAGGUAAUAUUGGAAGGCUUUUGGUAAUCCCUUUUAAAAAACCUGAAGAAAAACACAUUGGAGAAAAGCCAUGGAGUGUAAAGAAAGUGAUAUGUAAAAGGUUUUGCUUUCUUGCACUUCCCAAGACCUGAGGAUUCAUGCAUAUGUGAAAACAUUCACUAAUUGUUUUUGCUAAAUAUGUGAAUUGUGAAGGAUUUCAUUUUACUUGGAUCUGCCAUCAACAGUCAUGGAAGCAGCAGUCAAGAAAUCAAAUGACACAUUGCAUUUGUGAAAUCUGCCAAAGGUCUCUUCAAAGUGUUAAAAAGCAAAGAUGUCAUUUUAAGGACUAAGGUGUGCCUGACCCAAACAUGGUGUUUUUCUGUCAUUUCUUAUGUAUGCGAAAGAUGGACGAUAAGACUGAAGAAUUGAUGCCUUUGAAUUAUAGUAUUGGCAAAGAAUAUUUAAUAUACUAUGGAGUGCCAGAAGAACAGAUCUGUUUUGAAAGAAGUACAGCCAGAAUGCUCUUUAGAAGCAAGG